Papilio machaon (common yellow swallowtail) is the source of this 889-nucleotide messenger RNA. Its product is annotated as N-terminal Xaa-Pro-Lys N-methyltransferase 1. Gene Ontology annotation, molecular function: N-terminal protein N-methyltransferase activity. The record is from RefSeq and is a predicted model, not a curated record. Gene Ontology annotation, biological process: N-terminal protein amino acid methylation. The coding region runs from base 53 to 775 and encodes 240 amino acids. Gene Ontology annotation, cellular component: cytoplasm. The transcript has 2 exons. Lineage: Eukaryota; Metazoa; Arthropoda; Insecta; Lepidoptera; Papilionidae.
UAAUUUUUAUAACUGUAACUACUAACAUUAAAAAAAAUUAAGGAAAUGCAAGAUGAAUCAUAAUACUUCAAUUAAUUAUGAAUUGUCAUUGAAAUAUUGGGCUGAGAUUCCUCCGACUGUGGAUGGAGUGCUUGGAGGAUUUGGAUUUAUUUCAAAUGCUGAUAUUGAAGGAUCAAAACUGUUCCUUAAAUCAUUAUUUGCUUUAGGUAAUGGCCCUGCUCCAAAUCUUGCUUUGGAUUGUGGUGCUGGUAUUGGCCGGAUAACAAAAUUUUUACUUAUACCAAACUUUCAAAAGGUCGAUGUAAUAGAACCUGAUGAAAAAUUUAUUAACGCAUUAGCAGACUUUGUUGGUGACGACAAAAGUAAAGUUGAAACCUUAUAUAAAGUCAGCUUACAGGAAUUUACACCAGAGAAAAAGUAUGAUGUUAUCUGGAAUCAGUGGGUUUUAGGGUAUUUAACUGACGACGAUCUUGUACUAUAUCUAAACAGAUGCAGAGAUGCAUUGACUGAAAAUGGAGUUGUAGUUGUAAAGGAAAAUGUCACCUCAUCAGGAGCUGCAGAAAAAGAUGAGGCGGAUUCAUCAGUGACUAGAUCAUUAAAAGAUUACAUGAGAAUUUUUAAGAAAGCAAAUUUAAAAAGGAUUAAGCAAUGUAAGCAAACCAACUUUCCUAGUGGAAUUUAUCCCGUUUAUAUGUUUGCUCUUGUACCAAAUACAAGAAUACCAGAAAUAUCAUAUACUACUAGAUUGAGAAGCACACACCAUAAUGCUACUUAAAACCCAUAAGAAAUCAAAAGCAUCACAUAUUAUUUUGGCAUUACUAAAGUUGGAGACAAAAUGUGACGGUACGCAAAUUGUAUAAAUGACAAAUUAAAGAAAUAUCUAAAAAUG